CAGACAUACUAUGAAUGAGGGCAUAGGGUUUUACACCUCUCCGCGCACCAACAAGUGUCAAAACGCUCGAACCCAAACCCUCCCUCCCCCGACCAGGCAACCACCAUCAAUGGCGACCCCCCCAGCGGCGGCGCCAUCGCCGGUGAGGCUUCGGCUGGUGUUCGACGACCGCUGCCUCCUCCGGCGGGCGCAGCGGGACGAUGGCCUCCGGCGCUGCUGGCUGCUCCUCCGCCCGGAGCUCGCCACCGUCGCUGACCUCGCCGCCCACGUCUCCGCCCGCUUCCGCCUCCGCCGCUCCUGCCCCCGCGGCGUCGUCCUCUCGAUUGAUGGGUUUGCCUUGCCACCAUUUGAGUCUACUUGCAUCUUCAGGGACAAGGAUAUCAUAAGGGUUAAACAAAAAUGUUGCAAGAAGAUGGUAGGACAUAACGAUGUGCACCGUAUUCAAGAUGAUGAAAUCCUUGCGAUUGAGUAUCGAAAGGAUGGCUGUGAGGAACAUGGUGAUCAUCAGCCUGAAGAAAAUGCAACUGUUAGCCACAAUGUAAAAAAUGAUGAUGCAAGUUCGAAGAGGAAGUGGUGUGAUGGCGAUGCAGGGAUACCUGAGAGCUCAAAGAAAAAGAAGCUGAAGGUAACAAACCCUGGAAAGCACAUAGGUUGCAGCAAGGAAGAAAAUGUUCAACAAUACCAGGAUCAGAGUGGAUCGAAAAAGUUGAUGCCUUCAUCUAUUGAUAUUAAAGCGACGAAGGCAACCCUGCAAGCUGAAACUACUGCUGCGUUGGAGGAAAAACAAAAAACAGAGAUGAACAAUCGAAUCGGAUUGAAUUGUGAGACGAAGGUGGCAGACUGUAAUGCUCAAAGAGACACAAAAAAGUUAGAGAGUCGAAGUGCUCGUCGCAAGAAACUCAAGAGGCAACUUAGGCAGAAAGCCAAAGCACAAUUGUUAAAGAGUGUGCAAGAGGAGUCACCAAUAGCUGCUGAUUGUCCAUCGUCAAUCAAUCAAGAAGGCUUGCCUUGCCCAUCAAGCAAUCAAAAUGGAUCUCAUGUUCCAUUUUCAAGCGAUGAAACAGACGAGGAAGAAUCUGAUACAUCCGAAGAUAUUGUUCCCGUAGUGGUUCGGCCUGGACACAUUCGCUUUGAGCCAGCAGGUGGAGAAUCUGAGAAGCUGCCAGCGAAGGAAACACAGGGCACUUUCCAAUGGAGUGGAACAAUGAGCAAAAAGAAGGGUCAGAAGUGGGGAAUGAAUAACUCAAACAAGAAAAACAUUGAUAUCAACAAUCAUGCAAGAAUAACUGGAAGUAGCACUGAAGUCAACCAUCAUGUGGUGGACAGUAAGAUGGCCAAAAAUGGUUUUUGUGGUGUCACUGAUCAAAAGGUUGGUGAAGGUAGUAUUAAUGAGUCAGAAAGUGUGAAGACUCUUGCCGAGGAAGGAAAAUCUACUGGUGAACCUUUGGAUUUUGAGAGCUUGUAUCCCCUAACGCGACUUCCAAAGGAGGGAGAUUUGAUUGCCUAUCGAUUGGUUGAGCUGUCUUCCUCAUGGUGUCCGGAGAUUUCUUCAUACCGUGUCGGUAAAGUUCUGAUAUAUGACCCCAUAUCAUUGAGAAUUAUUCUCUUACCUGUUCCGGAGUAUCCAAUCAUUAGUGAGGAAAACAAACCUGAGGACGAGUCAGAUAUGCUUGUGGACAUGUCACCUUACAAGGAAGAUGGCUCCUUGGAGAUCGAGUACUCUUCCCUUCUUGAUGUAAGGCUGCUGAAGGGUGAUGAGUCAGUACCAGUGGCUGUUAAUACCCCCUCUACAGAAACAAGCAAGAUAGGUGGAUCACUGGUUGGAAAGCCAGUUACCUUAGACAAAAAUAAAGGUAACAGUGACAGCCAGAAAGCACACUUGGUGCCAAAUAACAUGAAAGCUCCACAAACCACACCAGAGAAAACACAGAAUAAGGUUUGGGAAGGAACUGGUGAGGCCCCCAAUGACAAGCCUGAAGUUCAGGAAAAUGGCUGGGGAACUUGGACACUAAAUGCUAGCACUUCUGCUUGGUCAUUAAGAGCACUAAGAAGCAGUGCCAUUGGUCCGACAGUAGCAAUUUUGAGAGGGAAAAACAGCCAGAGAGGUAAACCAUACAAUCGACAGUAUGGGAAGUGAUGACCUGAGUACCGCAAAGUUAGGAUAACUAUGUAAUUGCAGGUUGAUCCGUUCUUUUUGGAGAAGAUCGAAUUGAUCAUGUUUUGUAUGCAAAGUUUGUCAGGAAGAUUGACUAUGCUACUGCCGUUCAGGUCAAUUAGAAAUCUAAACUAUCGAAUGCUGACCGUUUCUGUUCCUA
Molecule: messenger RNA, 2315 nt
Organism: Phragmites australis (common reed)
Lineage: Eukaryota; Viridiplantae; Streptophyta; Magnoliopsida; Poales; Poaceae
Product: coilin
Exons: 13
Coding region: 11-2137 (708 amino acids)
Biological process (GO): spliceosomal snRNP assembly
Cellular component (GO): Cajal body
Molecular function (GO): U1 snRNA binding; U2 snRNA binding
Source: RefSeq, a predicted model, not a curated record